This is a messenger RNA of Leguminivora glycinivorella, 1260 nucleotides long. RefSeq lists its product as uncharacterized. The record is from RefSeq and is a predicted model, not a curated record. The transcript has 6 exons. The coding region runs from base 169 to 1059 and encodes 296 amino acids. NCBI's taxonomy places the organism in Eukaryota, Metazoa, Arthropoda, Insecta, Lepidoptera, Tortricidae.
GUCACUCCUGAAAACCGAUUGUUCAAUUUUGUUAAAUUAAAAAAGAUAUCGAAGAGGAAAGAAUUAUAAAAUUAGAUAAAUAUUUAAAAAAAACUAGAUCACAACAUAGUUUUCUACUUUUUUUUAGUUACUUAAUUUUUUUUGUUUAAGUAUUUUAUAUUAAUAAUAAUGUGGAGAAAAAUGUAUUACGUCGCUCUAGUUUUAAUUUUAUACGUGUACAAAAGUUCACAACUAUCGUAUAGCGAAGUCGACAAAAAAUACUACCUCGUAACAGAAGCAUUCAACUUGUCCAAAAUGAUCUUCAACCGGGGCAGAAAUAGCUAUAACGAACUAAAGCAAAAAUCCUUAGACACCAUCGACACAUUUCUAGAUUUGGUGAAGAUUAUGAACGAUAUUAUGGGAAGAGAGUUGCGAGGCGCCAUUGUAAAGUUUUAUAAAAUUAAAUAUUUCCAUGAUUUCACAAAUUACAUGAUAUCAAUGGAGGAGAUAGUAAACAUUACGGAACAUUGUCUAAUAGAGCCAAUGGAAAAGCUAGUAGACCUCAGGGACCAAUUCCAUGACGUCAUCAAGAACUUUGAGGAUGUACGGAACUUUGACUCGGUCAAUAAAUGCAAUGACCAGCUGCCUGAUGAGGUAGCUACAGCUCACUGUAUUCUUCAUCAAGCUGUGUUAUUCAACGAAGUAAUGCAACAGAGCCUAGGUACCAUAGUGACCGUGAAGACAAGACAACACGCACAAGACAUGAACGAGUCGAUUUACAACGUACAAAGAUGUCUGAACAACUUUGUGCCGAAGUUUUUUGACCAACUCCUAGUUGACGUUUACACGGACGACUGCGAAUAUUUAAAGGUGGUGAACGCGUCAAUCACGGACUUGAUGAAAGACAAGGCCAACGUGACUCACUUCCCCAGGAAAUGGAAGCCUUUAACAGAUUUGCUUAAAACAAAACUAAAAUCUCCCAACCAUGUUUUAAACCAGCCUAUCUUUGCAACGAUAUUCUCCGUUGUAAAUAACACAAAAGACGAAGUCACGAGAAGACGUUUACACAAGAACCUGUAGUUUUCGAUAGAAAUAAUGAGACAAAUUUAAAUUAUACAACACCAGGUGGCGCCACUAUAACCAACUGUUGAUAAUGUAAAAUCCUCAGAGCAUAUAAUACUAGAGAGCGGUGUCGCAGUUGUUAGCUCGUUAAGCAUGCAGUUGUCGAUGUGUGCGUGCGUGAUAACAUAGAUGAAUAAGUAAGGGAAGAGUUGUAACGCC